AUGUCAGAAAAAUUGGACAAUACUUUAAUGAUCAUAGCAGCUGGAGAAUUUUCUAUGGGAAUCUUAGGAAAUGCAUUUAUUGGAUUGGUAAACAUCUUGGAGUGGAUAAAGAAAAGGAAGAUUGCCUCCAUUGAUUUAAUUCUCACAUGUCUGGCUAUUUCCAGAAUCUGUCUAUUGUGCAUAAUACUACUAGACUGUUUUAUAAUGAUGCUGCAUCCAGAUGUCUAUUCUACUGGUAAACAAAUGAGAAUUAUUGACUUCUUCUGGACUCUAACCAACCAUUUAAGUGUGUGGUUUGCCACCUGCCUCAGUAUCUUCUAUUUCCUGAAGAUAGCAAAUUUCUUUCACCCCCUUUUCCUCUGGAUGAAGCGUAAAAUUGAUAGGGUGAUUCUCAAAAUCCUGUUAGGGUGUGUGGGCCUCUCUGUGUUUAUUAGCCUUUUUGUCACGGAGAAUUUGAAUGAUGAUUUCAGGUACUGUAUCAAGGAAAAGAAGAAAAGAAAUGUAACAUUGAGAUGUAGAGUAAAUAAAGUUCAAUAUGCUUCCACCAAGAUCCUUCUCAACUUCUUAAUGCUAUUUCCCUUUUCUGUGUCACUGGUCUCAUUUCUCCUCUUGAUCCUCUCCCUGUGGAAACACACAAGGAAGAUGCAGCUCAAUGCCACAGGAUACAGAGAUCCCAGCAUAGAAGCCCACUUAGGAGCCAUGAAAGCUGUUACCACCUUUCUCCUCCUUUUCGUUAUCUAUUGUUUGGCAUUUCUUGUAGCCACUUCCAGCUAUUUUAUGCCAGAGACUGAAUUAGCUGUGUUGGUUGGUGAGUUGAUAGCUCUAAUUUAUCCUUCAACCCAUUCAUUUAUCCUCAUUCUAGGAAACCAUAAACUAAGAGAAGCAUCUCUCAGGGUGCUAUGGAAAGUAAAGACUAUCCUAAAAAGAAGAAAUUUCUAA
This is a messenger RNA of Suncus etruscus (white-toothed pygmy shrew), 939 nucleotides long. Its product is annotated as taste receptor type 2 member 7-like. Lineage: Eukaryota; Metazoa; Chordata; Mammalia; Eulipotyphla; Soricidae. Gene Ontology annotation, cellular component: membrane. The record is from RefSeq and is a predicted model, not a curated record. Gene Ontology annotation, biological process: sensory perception of taste; G protein-coupled receptor signaling pathway; detection of chemical stimulus involved in sensory perception of bitter taste. The transcript has a single exon. Gene Ontology annotation, molecular function: bitter taste receptor activity; G protein-coupled receptor activity. The coding region runs from base 1 to 939 and encodes 312 amino acids.